This is a messenger RNA of Penicillium paradoxum, 3510 nucleotides long. RefSeq names its product putative DNA repair protein (Tof1) (gene tof1). Bases 1 to 3510 code for a protein of 1169 amino acids. Gene Ontology annotation, molecular function: DNA binding. Gene Ontology annotation, biological process: DNA repair; replication fork arrest; DNA replication checkpoint signaling. The record is from RefSeq and is a predicted model, not a curated record. The transcript is spliced from 3 exons. NCBI's taxonomy places the organism in Eukaryota, Fungi, Ascomycota, Eurotiomycetes, Eurotiales, Aspergillaceae. Gene Ontology annotation, cellular component: replication fork protection complex.
AUGGAUGAAGAGGCUGUUCCUCUAGGACAUGAUGUCCAAGUUGUUGACCCAGACGUCCGCAACUAUGUUUACGGUCUGGUCACCGCUCUCGGAGGCUUCAAUGGCGAGAAUGCCGACCAAUACGUACUCGGAGACGAUGCGCUGGCUUGUCUACGCGACAUCAAGCGCUGGCUGAGGUUAUAUGAUGAAAAGAACAACCGGAUGGAUGUUGCCCGAUGUCUCGGAGAGGCCAACUUGAUCAACGGCGACCUGCUUCCCAUCCUUUCGCUGUGGUGGGCCACCGGACAGAACAGCAAACAUAUGACUAGGAUCUCGCUGGCGUGUUUAGAACUCCUCGUCCCUUUGACAUGGCCAGUCGAGUUCCACAGCCAGAUGACAGUCAACCACCAUCGCCAUACCCCCUACAUCCAACAAACACAAGUGCAGUACAAACGGGGCGUUCUCAGGUCCGGCGGAUCGAAUCUCCUUCGUGCAAUAAUCCGGAUCGCCCUCCCGAGCAUGGCAACCCCGCGGUCCGAGCGCGGAACCCGCGAUGAAGGAAUCCUCAAGCUGAUGUUAUACUUCCUGCGAAACAUUGCGAUAAUAUCCCCUAAUGUUCGACUUGCGGCGGAAGGCGAAGAGGAGGAAACGUCUAGAUCGGCAACGAUCAACGCUUUCCACGACCAAGAUGCAUUUGCGCUUCUCUUGACCAUGUGCUCCAAUGUCGGCGAUGACUUUAAUCUCCAAGAUAUUCCUUUGAUGGAGACAAUUUUCCACAUCGUCAAGGGUGUCAAUGUCGAGAAGUUGUUUAUGGACGAUGACCAGAGGGCAGCGAAACGAAGCGAUGAACUCAAAGAUUUAUUGCAAAAGGAAGCGCAAGUGCGAAGAGAAUAUGCGAAAACCGCGCCUUCACGCCAUGGAAGAUUUGGUACAAUGAUCUGGGUCAAGCGAGAUGGCGCGAAGGUGUCCACCGUUUCUGGACAAAGUGUAUUGCGCGACGAUCAGACUACGUUUCAGAAGAUGGACGAAAGCAAGAAAUGGAAUAAACCUCGUCCCCGCCGCAGGCAAGAGGAUGUGGUCCAAAACAGCAACUUCAAUAUGCCCGCUCAUUUGAACCCCGAGGCAACAAAGAACUUGAGAACCUUUGUGGAGGAGUUCCUCGAUUCUGGCUUUAAUCCUCUUUUCACUCAUGUGCGGAAAGCAAUCGAGCGCGAAGCCGAGCGGGUAGUGGGAAUUAAUAUUCGCCAAUUUUUCUACACAGUCAGUUGGUUCCUGGAAGCAGAGCGUGUACGACGCACUCGGCAGCUGCGCCAGCGCACUGCGCAGAAUAAAGGAAGGACCAAGGAAAUAGAACCCGAUAGUUAUGGUCUGGUUGCUGGAGUGCUGAACCAAGAGACAUUCAUUUCUCUCAAUCGGGCUAUGCAAAGUAGCCUGGACAAUAAGGAAUGGGAUGAUCUCAAUGCUCAAAUGCGCUGCUUCACGCAAAUCCUGUUGACUGUCCAGGAAAUGGCGGCCUCGCCGGUUGAGGAAGAUCAAGAGAUUGCGGAGAACAUCCAGAACCGGAUUUUCUACGAAGAGACAACGCAUGAUCGAAUUCUCGCUAUCUUCCGCGGAUACAAAGACCAAGGAUUUGGCUACCUGGAUGCUUGCACGGAGUUAGCACAUGUGUUCUUGCGGAUGUUGGAACGCUAUUCGAAAGAAAACGCCGAUAUGCAAAUUCGCUCGCGCAGAAACGCCAGGCGAAAGCAGAAGAAGGCUACUCAAGUCGAGCAAGAAGGAGGAGAUGACGAGGAGGAGCAUGCCUCCGAAGACGAAGACAUGGAGGAAGUCGCCCAGGUCACCAAAGAGCGCAGCUUUGACUUCAAACGAUUUGCAGCUAAGUUCUGCACGCAGCAAUGCGUGAACACCUUCGUUGCAUUCACUGGAUUCUAUCGAGAGCUCAAUCCUGACCAGCUCAAACGGGCCCACCGUUACUUCUACCGGAUUGCUUUCAAGCAGGAGAUGACUGUGUUGCUCUUCCGUGUUGAUAUUAUUAGUCUUUUCUAUCGAAUGAUCAAAGGACCAGGACCCAUGGACUCAAGCAAGGCCGUGUUCAAAGAAUGGGAAGAACUGGUUCGACAAAUCAUCCGGCGACUGAUCAAGAAGCUCGAAAAGCGCCCUGCCUUGGUCACUGAAUUGCUAUUCAGCAAGAUUAACUCCACUGCCCACUACCUUGAAUACGGACACGAAAAGCAAACGAUAUCCUAUAGUAAUCGUCCCCCGGCUGAUCUUAUGAUUACAUCGACGGAAGCGGAGACAAGGGAAGCCAAGCUCAAAAUCGUGAUUGGUGCUCUUGUUCUCGACGGCAGAGCAGAUCUAGUCAAUUGGAUCAAGGAUAUCAUGAGCUCCGCAACUUCUGAAAGAGAAGCCUGGGAGGCCCAAGAGGAAGCCCGUCAUGCCGAGGACCCGGAGACUGCCAGCAUUCCCAGCCCACUAAUAACCGUGAAAGGGAAGAAUGAGUUCGUCCAGAACGCCAUGUUCUCAAACGCAAAGCUGCGCCUGCUCAUGGCCAUCAUCGGGUUUGAGCGACUCGGCGUCGAAGAUGUGCGCGGUGCCGCCUGGGUUAUUCCCGCAUCACUGAAAGCCGACGACCUGCGUGAGAUAGUUUCCGAGUUCCUGAAGAUCCUCCAGAACCCAGUCUCUGGUAUCACCGGCGAUGACCCCCGCCAGCACCUCCAACCAAAGAACAAAGUAUAUGGUCGGGGUAGCACGGCCCAAGGCACGGUUGAUGUUCUCUUCGGAUCCGAGUCAGAAGGCGAGGACAUCCCAGAUGGACCUUUGUUCCCAGCGAACCCGCGGUCAAAGUCCAGCGCGUUAGAUGAGCUCAAGAAGAAGCGUAAAAAGAAGAAGCAUCCCGACACCGAGGCGGAACCGCUGGACGAUGAAACCCUGGAAGCGCGGCGAAACGCUCGUCUAUCAAAUGCGCUGUCUCGACAGGCGAAGAUUAAGAGCGACUUAUUCAUUCACGCUAGUGAUGAAGAAACCGACGAAGAAGCCGACAAGGAGUUCUUCCGCCUUGAAGCAGAGAGGCGAGAGAAACAGGCCAAGGAAGUUAAGAAGGCCUUGCUCACUGGAACCGCCGAGAAAUCAAGCAGGAGCAAAGGAAAGAAGCCUGCCGCCCGCAAGCGGGUUAGCGACGGAGGCACUUCUGCGGCAGCAAAAUCAAAGCGACAGCGUCGUGAUUCCGGGUCUCUUUCUAGCGAUGCUGACAGUGAUGACGACGGCGAUAUCCUCAUGGGGGGACUUGACGCUCUGUCAUCUCCGUCCCAGCAAGUUUCCACUAGCCACGACGCUGGAGAAGACGACAUCCCUCUCAUAUCGGAUCAGGAAAACCCUGAUUCAGAUGACGAUUUCGCCUUCCUGCGUGAAAGCCCGAGGAAAGCUCCAGCCCUAGACCCCGAGUCUGGGAACGACGAAGAAGAGGAUGCGCCUGUGGCUCCAGCCCGAAGACGUAUGCGUGGUGGAUUUGUGAUCGAAAGUGACUCUGAAUAG